AUGUCCCGCCUGCCACGUGGCAGCGUGCUAGUGGUUGGCGCGGCUCCAGUGCGAUACAUGGCAGGCAUAGUGCCGUUCCCCUACCGCCCGGAUUCAGAUUUGAUUUACCUCACGGGGUGCUGGCACCCGGGUGUGGUGGCUGUGAUAGAAAGCGAUGGGGGGAGUGGGGGAGUGAGUGGUGGAGAGGAGGAUAAAAGCGGAGGAGGAGGGGAUGUGCGGUUCACAUUGUUUUUGCCGCGGCAGCGAGCCGAUGUGCGUUGUGGCAUGGCAUGGCAUGGUUGCAUGGCACGGCAUGGCAUAGUGGCACGGCAUGGCAUAGUGGCACGGCAUGGCAUAGUGGCACGGCAUGGCAUAGUGGCACGGCAUGGCAUAGUGGCACGGCAUGGCAUAGUGGCACGGCAUGGCAUAGUGGCACGGCAUGGCCUGCGAUCUUGUGUGUCGUUCUCUUCUCUCUCCCAUCAUGCUCGUGUCGUGUUCUCUCCCUCUCAUCCUUGCAAGCGUUUCUCCCUCCUCUCCCCCCCCACAACCCAACCUUCUCUUCCACUCAGUCACGUGUCAAAAACACACUUGGCACUUAAAGCCCAUCAACUCAAGCCCCUCUGCACCCUGUUCCCCCCACUCUAUCGGCCUCAGAUGGUGGUGUGGGAUGGAAGGGCUUUGGACCCUCCUGCUGCCACGGCCUUUUUUGAACCCGACAGGGCCCUGUUUGUGGAUGCUCUUAAUGAGUACCUGCUGCAGGCCCAACAACGCAUCUCAUCACACCGACUCUCCUCUUCCUCCUCACUUCCCUCCUCUUACUCCUCCGAUCGCUCACCUCCCCCUCGUUUCUACUGUGACCAUCGGGCCAAUCGCGAUCUGAUUGCUACAGUGCCAGUUCUCGCUGCUGAGCUGGCAACCGGGCGGCUGUUGUCGUCCCGUAGCGCGCUGGACGAGCAGCGGUGGAUCAAAUCCGAGGCGGAACAGAGGCUCAUGCGACGGGCGGCUGAGAUCACAGCAGAGGUAAUGGACGGACGGCCUGGAUCGCAUGGCUGGUUGCAAGCUGCUGGGAUGCAGUGA
This is a messenger RNA of Closterium sp. Yama58-4, 1056 nucleotides long. NCBI's taxonomy places the organism in Eukaryota, Viridiplantae, Streptophyta, Zygnematophyceae, Desmidiales, Closteriaceae. The record is from the annotation of a GenBank genome assembly.